Molecule: messenger RNA, 869 nt
Organism: Rhagoletis zephyria (snowberry fruit fly)
Lineage: Eukaryota; Metazoa; Arthropoda; Insecta; Diptera; Tephritidae
Product: S-adenosylmethionine synthase-like
Biological process (GO): S-adenosylmethionine biosynthetic process
Molecular function (GO): ATP binding; methionine adenosyltransferase activity
Source: RefSeq, a predicted model, not a curated record
GACGUCGCCGCCGCUCCAACUGGUGUGGAAUUGGUUUGCUGUCUGCUAUUCGUAGUAUAAAUUCUGAGAGUGCUUAAUUGACUUCGCUCUUUUUCUACCCAACCGUUGAGAAGUGUGGACGUGUUUCUGCUUCUGGCCAAAUCGCUCGCAUUUUGUGUUGAGAAUUGUGUGUGUGACCAAACCGACUAAAAGUAAGCUGGCUGGCAAUCUGUCACAAUUAAAGGUUCAAUUGAAAAUAAGAAAAAUAAUAUAGGAAACAGCUAAGUGAAUUUACGGAGUGCAAACGCCGUGUACAUUUGGGAAUCUACUAGGCGAAUUCACGCAAAAUAUUGUGUUACAUAAAAACGUUCGGAGCACGGCAGACUGUAUUUUGCAAAUUAAAUUUUCAGAAGAUUAGUGUUAAAUUAACAUCCGUGUUUGGUGCUCGUACUGAACCUGCUGUCGCUGUCGCUGCCUCCAACGUCAUUUCGCUAGAAAAACGCUUCAUCAUUUGCGAAAAAUCAAUUAGUUUCUCACUGCCCUUUACAGUUGCAACAAUAAUAAGCAGUAGUACAUCAUUUGUCAAUCUUCAACAGCAUAUCCACUUAUACAAUCGCUACACGCAACUAAAAAGCUACAACAUGCCGCAAUCAUCAGCUGCUGUUACAAACGGUUACUCCAACGGCUGCAAUGGAAGAACAACCGAUUCCUAUGACAUGGAAGAUGGACAGACAUUCCUUUUUACCUCUGAAUCAGUGGGCGAGGGUCAUCCCGAUAAAAUGUGUGAUCAAAUCAGUGACGCUAUUUUGGAUGCACACUUGAAGCAGGAUCCCAACGCCAAAGUAGCAUGCGGUAAUGAUUUGAAAUAUUUUUAAAAAUUUGUAUAAGUU